AUCUCUGGUGCCGGAGGAACUUCGGUUAAGCGUUUGACAUGACAACCUUCGGGCCGCCAAUCAUCCCCAACUUUAUUUUGGAAUCAGUUGUCGGGUCGCCGGGACUGCUCGUGCCGAAGGGUUGACUUGCUUCCGAGAUCCGGACCCCGGAAAGCCCAACGAACGCCAUCCAGCUACGGAACAUCAACGGAGCGGACCAUGGGAAUAACUUGACAUGGGCCUAUUUAUUGGGACUAAAUGCCCUGAGUCUCAUCUCAAGUCAGUUAAUUCUCCAUGACCCAGACACUUUUCAAAAAAUCCGAGCUUACGCUACACCAACGAUGAGUCCGUCCUACGAUCAAAGUACUCGGGCAAGCGAGCUUGUGCAGCAGUACGGGCCCCAAAUUUCCGGGAAGAUUAUCCUCAUCACCGGUGCCUCCCCCGGAAGCCUCGGCGAAAGCUUCGUGAAGCAAGUAGCUGUGGCAAAGCCAGCUAUCUUCAUCCUGGCAGGCCGCUCAAUCCCUAAAAUGCAGGGCCUCGUCGAUGAGCUUAACAGCUCACACCCGGAAAUAAAAGUCAAGCCUCUCGCCCUGAAUCUGCUGUCGCUCGCCGAUGUACGCAGAGCCGCUGAAACUGUCAAUUCAUGGGCUGAUGUGCCUCAUAUCGACGUCCUGAUCAACAAUGCCGGUAUAAUGGCUGUCCCGUACCAGCUCACUGUGGAUGGCUUUGAAAGCCAGUUCCAGACGAACCAUCUCGGUCAUUUCCUCUUCGCAAAUCUUAUCAUGGCAAAGGUUCUCGCGUCGGAUGCCCCUCGAGUUGUUGUCGUCUCUAGUGGCGUACAUCGCGUUGGUCAUAUACGCUGGUCGGACUAUAAUUUCAACGGAGGCAAGCAUUACCAGAGGUGGUUAGCGUACGGUCAGUCAAAGACGGCAAACGCCCUUAUGGGUCUCAGUCUCGCCGAGAAGCUCGGCUCUCGAGGUCUCAUCGCCCUUCCGUUGUGCCCUGGCGUGAGUUAUACAAACCUCUCGGCACAUGGGAUUGAUGACCAGGCUUCGUUUGCUGCGGACCUUACGCAGAUGGACAACCUUUAUGGAAAUAAGUGGUUGUGGGGAAUGGCCGAGAUGCACAUAAAGGACUUGGACCAGGGUGCAGCGACGCAUGUUUUUGCUGCGUUCGACAGUAGCGUUGGAGAACACAAUGGCGCUUUCUUGAAUGAUUGCCAUGUUGCGGACCCAGAACGGGAGGAAGUAUACCCGUGGGCAACUAGUAAGACGGAUGCGGAGAGACUAUGGAAAUUGAGUGAGGAGCUUGUUGGUCAGGAGUUUAAGUAUUAGAAAGACUAGCGAUCUUUUCGGCGGUGG
This is a messenger RNA of Aspergillus versicolor CBS 583.65, 1340 nucleotides long. Its product is annotated as oxidoreductase, short-chain dehydrogenase/reductase family. Lineage: Eukaryota; Fungi; Ascomycota; Eurotiomycetes; Eurotiales; Aspergillaceae. The record is from RefSeq and is a predicted model, not a curated record. The transcript has a single exon. The coding region runs from base 321 to 1313 and encodes 330 amino acids.